Colletotrichum destructivum is the source of this 285-nucleotide messenger RNA. RefSeq lists its product as uncharacterized. Bases 1 to 285 code for a protein of 94 amino acids. The record is from RefSeq and is a predicted model, not a curated record. NCBI's taxonomy places the organism in Eukaryota, Fungi, Ascomycota, Sordariomycetes, Glomerellales, Glomerellaceae. The transcript has 3 exons.
AUGCCUUUGGCGGCUUUGCAGAAUUACCGUAGAGAGCAAGCUUAUCUCAGACUCCCCAAGCAGUGCCCCUGCUCAAUGCGGCUGACCGCGAGGCCACUUCUUUUUCGAUGCAUCUACCACGCUCUCAUUAUGGGUUCCCAGAAGAAAAUACUUACGGACAUGACCGAUCUCCUGUUCGUCGAGAAUCUCGGCUUCACGCGCCCAUUGCCCUCUAUCUGCUCGGCCCUACAGUUCGGGAGGGCUGGAGACACCAGGGCUAUGCACGCUUUCCAGGCCUGCUUCUAG